AUUGGGAGAUGAAUUCAACACCUAUUGCCACAAUGACUAAAUCGGAUUUAUUGAAAAAGCGGACUACUGCCAUUAGAGAUAAACUUAAUGGAUCAAUAAAUGCUGCCAAUUUAUAUGCCUCCCAAUUUGAAAUUUACUCACAUUUGUGGAACGAAAAGUACAUUAAUGUUCUUAAGAAGAAUUUACGAGAUGCUCGUAAUUUCGACUCGACUUGCUACUAUAUCUUGGAUGUUUUUAAACAGUCUAUUGAAUAUUAUAAAGACUUACAUGAAAACAUAGAUCAACUUGAAGAAAAACAUUGCAUUCAAAACUGGCUUUCAAUAAACGUGAAACCUCUUAAGUACAGCUUAUUAAAUUCGGUUUGUAAAUGGAUUGAAUUUUUCAAGGAACGCUUAUUCAAAUACAUGGAGAAAACCAUUCAAAAGUACGACAUUUUUAUCGAAAGAGGCUUCAACUUGCUGCAGUUGCAUAUAAAGCGUGAUGAUUUAGGAACUCUUUUACAAAUACUAACAAUAAUUAGGCAAAUUUAUGAACAUGAAGCUGAAACUGAUAAUAUAUUUAAGCCAUUGAAAGAGGCCGUUGCUUUACUGAAGAGUUAUGGUGCGUGUUUUAAUGCGGAAUUCUUACGAAAAAUCGAUCAUCUGCCCGCCCAAUGGAAUCAACUUAAAAGGUUAGCCACAACAAAAUCCGAAGCGUUACGUGAAACCAAAUUAUAUCAACAGCAAAGAAUAGCGACUCUUACAAUGAUCUUCUCUUGCUACGCGCAAUCAUUUGCUAAACGUUUCCAUCGAAUGACGUUUUUUAAAGUUCCAUGCCCCGAAGUUUAUUCGCUCUGUGAUAGGAUUUGUCAGAAAUUAAAUUACUAUUUCACCACACAUCAAAAAAUAUCGAACUGUUCACAAGUUCUUGAAAUUGACCCACCGGACUAUGAGGUUUUGCAUAAAUGCAAAAUGCAAAUAAAACAUAUAAAACAACUAUGGGAUUAUGUUAAUGUUAUUGAAUCUAGUGUUAAUCACUGGCGCACUAGGUCUUGGCUUAAAUUAGACAUUGAUGAUGUAGAGAAUUACUGUAAGCAGUUUACACGAGAUCUACGUUCUCUUGAUAAGAGCAUACGAGAUUGGGCACCGUACUUGCAUAUCGUAAGACUGCUUAAAGAAUUAAACUCUUCUUUUCGAACCGUUACCGAACUUCAAAAUCCGGCAUUAACGGAACGUCACUGGAUGGAAUUGAUGACUGAAUUAAAGCUUUCUUUAAAAAUAAAUCCACGUACUACACUCGACGAGCUGUCAUCACUGGGUCUUUAUAAACAUGAAGAGGAAAUUAAGAAUUUUGUUGAUCGUGCGGUUAAAGAGAUGGCUGUAGUUAAAAUGUUGGACGAAAUUAAUAAGACUUGGUCAUUUAUGGAAUUUUAUAUCGAGCCCCAUCAUCGUCGCCAAGAAAUAAACAUGCUAAAAGUGUCUGAGGAAUUUAUAGAAAUUCUAGAUGAUAAUCAAAUUCAGUUGCAAAAUAUGACGGCAUUAAAGCAUGGGACGUACAUCAGUGAGAAAAUCAAUUAUUGGCAGAAUAUCUUGGCUAAAGUGGAAAUAUUUAUCAAUAGUUGGCUGGAAGUACAGAGGAAAUGGAUGUACUUGGAAAGUAUAUUCAUUGGUUCGCCGGAUAUAAGAGCACAACUUAGUCAAGAUACAAUGCAUUUCGAAGAAAUUGAUGAAAAUUUCAGAUCAUUGCUUAAUAAAGUUGUUUCGGUGCGCACUGCCAAAGCAAUUGUUUUGGAACAUGAAGAUAUGUUUGCAACGUUGAUUCAUUUGCAGGAACAGUUGACACUUUGCGAGAAAGCUUUAUACGAGUAUUUAGAGACAAAACGUAUGACAUUUCCCCGAUUUUAUUUUAUCUCAUCUGCUGAUCUCUUGCAUAUACUGUCGAAUGGUAGUAAUCCUCAGAUAAUAGAUCAACAUUUAAUAAAACUUUUCGAUUCAAUACUACGGUUAGUGUACAAUGCUGGUACCACGCAAGCGAUAGGCGUUAUAUCCAAAGAAAACGAUGAAUAUGUUCAAUUUAUGUCGAAUUAUAUCGAGUGCUCCGGUAAGGUAGAAUUGUGGCUAACAAAUCUGAUCGAAGAAAUGCGUUAUACUUUACAUGAACUCUUCGAUCGCGGAUUGCAUGCGUAUGCGAAGAAACCUAGAGAAAAUUGGAUUUUCGAUUGGCCUGCACAAGUCGCGCUAUGUUGCAGCCAAAUCUAUUGGACUGCGGAAGUAAAUAAAGCAUUUGUCUGGAUUGAAGAGGGUUACGAAGCUGCGAUGCGAGAAUUUCACAAGCAGCAAGUAAGCCAAUUAAAUGCGUUGAUAAAUCUUUUAAUGAGCGACUUGAAGCCGGGAGAUCGGCAAAAAAUUAUGACCAUGUGUACCAUAGAUGUUCACUCCCGGGAUGUUGUUAACAAAAUUAUUUCGGGCAAAGUCGAUAAUUCUUCAGCUUUUCCUUGGCAAAGUCAAUUGCGUCACAGAUGGGAUUCCAAUAAUAGGAAAGACACAUCUUCAGGUUAUGCUAUGGAUUGUUUUGCGAAUAUUUGUGAUGCAGAAUUUCAGUAUGCUUACGAAUAUCUGGGCAAUACCACACGUUUAGUGAUUACACCACUUACAGAUCGUUGCUACAUUACCUUAACUCAGUCAUUGCAUUUAGUGAUGGGAGGUGCAACAGCGGGCCCUGCUGGUACCGGCAAGACAGAGACUACAAAAGACCUAGGGCGAGCCUUAGGGGUAAUGGUUUAUGUUUUCAAUUGCUCGGAACAAAUGGAUUACAAGUCCUGCGCUAAUAUCUACAAAGGUUUGGCGCAAACAGGAGCAUGGGGAUGUUUUGACGAAUUUAAUCGUAUCUCAGUUGAAGUGCUUUCAGUUAUUGCGAUCCAGGUUAAAACUAUUCAAGAAGCGAUAAAGAUGUUUAAAAAAAAAUUUUUGUUUAUGGGCGAAGAAAUAGCGCUCGAGCCCUCUGUAGGUAUCUUUAUUACUAUGAAUCCAGGUUACGCCGGACGCACGGAAUUACCGGAAAAUCUAAAAACUUUGUUUCGCCCGUGUGCCAUGAUUGUGCCGGAUUUCGCGUUAAUUUGCGAGAUAAUGCUAAUGGCUGAAGGAUUCCAAGAUGCUUAUAGAUUAGCUCGAAAAUUCAUCACUUUAUACACUUUGUGCAAAGAGUUGCUAUCGAAACAAGACCACUAUGAUUGGGGAUUACGGGCCAUCAAAUCAGUAUUGGUGGUUGCUGGGUCUCUAAAACGGGACGACCGUAGCCGACCGGAAGAACAAGUGCUUAUGAGAGCUCUACGCGACUUCAAUAUACCAAAAAUUGUCACUGAAGAUGUAUCAAUAUUUACGGGUCUUAUCGGCGAUCUUUUCCCAGCAAUAGAUGUGCCUCGUAAAAGAAGAUUUGAUUUCGAAAAAACAGUACGACUUGCCAUAACUGAAAUGAAAUUGCAACCGGAGCAACGUUUUCUUAUGAAAGUUGUUCAGCUGCAAGAGUUAUUCGAUGUACGUCAUUCUGUGUUUAUAGUAGGAAAUGCGGGAACAGGCAAAACAAAAACUUGGCAAACUCUACAUGAAACCUAUCAUAUGCAAGGAUUGAAGCCUGUUUGCAACGUACUCAAUCCAAAAGCCUUAACUAACGAUGAACUAUUCGGUAUUGUUAAUGCCAAGACGCGAGAAUGGAAAGAUGGCUUGUUUUCAUCAAUUAUGCGAGAUCAAGCCAAUAUGACGCAAGAUAAUCCUAAAUGGAUUGUACUUGAUGGUGACAUAGAUCCUAUGUGGAUUGAAAGUCUUAAUACUUUAAUGGAUGAUAAUAGGAUUUUAACUUUGGCUAGCAAUGAACGAAUUUCUCUUAAGAAAGAAAUGCGCCUAAUUUUUGAAGUCGGUCACUUAAAAGCAGCUACACCGGCGACGGUAUCUCGAGCCGGAAUAUUAUACAUUAACACGCAAGAUUUGAGCUGGUCAUCAUAUGUUGUAUCGUGGCUCGAAACCCGCACAGAUCUUAUUGAACGGAGUAUUUUGACAACUCUUUUCGAAAAAUACUAUCCUCGACUAAUGCAACAUCAGCAAAAUUUCAAACGCAUUAUACCUAUCCCUGUAAUAGCUAUGAUUCAAAUAUCAUGCCAUCUGCUAGAGAGCUUACUUGAGACAUCACUCAAGUCGAAUAGCAUCUUAGUUGAGACAUCGAGGCUUAGCCAGCCUUGCAAUUCUCAGCAUAACAAUGAUACUACAGAAAUUAUGGAGACCCAUUUAACAUUAAUGUUCACUUAUGCCACUAUGUGGGGAUUCGGGUCCAUUCUACAUGAGGAUCAAAUCAUUGAUUGGCGUCGCGAAUUCCAUAAAUGGUGGACAUCAGAAUUUAAGGACAUCAAAUUGCCUUCGCUCGGAACUAUAUUUGAUUAUUAUCUGGAUGUGCAAGCUCAAAAAUUUACACCUUGGGCCGACGUGGCUUGGCAAACACCUUGUAAUUUAAUUGAUUUGGAUACACCGCUGCAGAAUAUUUUAAUUCAAACCGCGGAAACAAAUCGACUCAUGUAUUUUUUGAAAACACUUAUGGAACGAAAUUUGCCUUGCAUGUUAGUUGGGACAUCGGGAUGCGGUAAAAGCUCUAUAUUUCGUGAGCUUUUUAAAAAAUACACCAGCUAUCAAGACGCCAUCACUAUAAAGAACUCUUCCGCUUCAACUGUUAUACAAGAAAUUCAUUUCAACUUUUAUACGACCUCAGAGAUUCUACAGAAAAUUUUAGAAUAUCCUUUGGAAAAAAAAUCGGGAAAAUGUUACGGACCUAUAGGCUCUAAUCGUCGAUUAAUUUACUUUAUCAAUGACUUAAAUAUGCCAAAAGUCGACGCUUACGGUACUGUACAAGCUCAUACCAUUAUACGCCAAUUUAUGGAUUACAGACAAUGGUACGAUCGCCAACAUUUACGACUGAAAAACAUACGUAAAUGCCAGUUCGUUGCUUGUAUGAACCACACUGCUGGAUCCUUUACCAUAGAUCCGCGUUUACAACGACAUUUUUGCAUAUUUUCUUUAGCCGCCCCAAGUGAGGAGACACUUCAUUACAUAUAUGGUACAAUUCUUAGUUCACAUUUGGAAAAUUCAAGCAAUAAUUUUUCAAAGGAAAUCAAAAUGAUCGGCGACCUUUUGGUACGUGUUGGGAUUUACCUUCACCGAAGAGUUGAAUAUCUUUUUCCAGCAACAGCUUUAAAAUUCCAUUAUACAUUUAAUAUGAGAGACUUGACAAAUAUUUACCAGAAUGUAGGGAACAGCGUUGGCGUUAGUAAUACCGGAUCGAAUGCAGCGUUGACAAAUUUCACUGGAACAAUUUGCAGUAAACCUUCAGAUCUCAUUCGCUUGUAUGUUCAUGAAGCAUUUCGUGUUUAUCACGAUCGACUAGUGGAUCAAUUCGAUAUCAAAUCGUUCAAGAGCUCAAUUCGAGACGUUUUUAAAAAAGAUUUUGAAGACUUUGAUGAAGAAUUUGUAUUUUCAGAACCAUUAAUAUAUUGUCACUUCACGCAAUCAUUAGUGGACCAAAGAUAUAUGCCAAUUAGUGGUUGGCAGCGUUUAUAUGAAUCACUUAUGGAAGCUUUAAUCAAUUAUAACGACGUCUCCGGUCAUAUGAACUUGGUUCUUUUUGAAGACGCUAUGAAACAUUUGUGCCGGAUAAAUCGAAUUUUAGAAAGUCCCUGCAGUAAUGCUUUAUUAGUGGGUGUGGGAGGAUCCGGCAAACAAACAUUAACUCGAUUGGCUUCAUUUAUAUCAUCUCUGAGUAUCUUUCAAAUACAAAUAAAGAGAGGAUUUUGCUCUCAGGACAUGAAAGAUGAGAUGGCUGCAUUAUAUAUGAAAGUUGGAUUGAAAAAUAUCGCUACAGUAUUUUUAAUAUCUGAUACGCAAAUACCCGAUGAAUCAAUAUUAAUUUAUAUAAAUGAUUUCUUGGCUUCUGGCGAAAUACCCGAUCUUUUCAGCGACGAUCAAUUAGAAUCUAUAAUGAAUACUAUACGCGGCGAAGUGAAACAAAGUGGAAUACUUGAUAUAAAGGAAAAUUGUUGGCGCUAUUUUGUGAUGAAAGUUCGCAGACUUUUAAAGGUAGUGCUAUGUUUUUCACCCGUCGGCCAUAGUUUUCGCCGGAGAGCUAGAAAAUUUCCAGCGAUAAUAAAGCAUACAAGUAUUGAUUGGUUUCAUGAAUGGCCCGAUUCAGCUUUGGAAUCAGUAUCUCGGAAAUUUUUAAACGAAGUAUCUGAAAACAUUUUACCGCACAAUUUCAUUAAACCCAUAAGCACAUUUAUGGCUUACGUACAUGGGACAGUAAAUCAAAUUUCCAAAGUAUUUAAACAAAAUGAAAAGCGAUUCAAUUAUACGACACCGAAAACAUUUCUUGAAUAUAUCUUUUUAUACCGCAAACUUUUAAUUGAAAGAAACGACGAGUACACCAAACGCAUUAAUCGCUUAGAAAGCGGUAUGGCGAAAUUAGCGGAAUGUUCAAUUCAAGUAGAAAUUUUAAAGGAUCAACUUGCAACGCAACAAAUACAGCUUAAUGCUAAAAAUAGUGCCGCUGAUAAAUUAAUCGGAGUCAUUAGCUCUGAAAGCGAAAAAGUUAGGAAUGAAAAAAAUAUUGCUUCUGAAGAGGAGAAACGUGUAAAAAUAAUUGAGGAAGAUGUCUUAAUUAAAACAAAAACAUGCGAAGAAGAUCUAAGAAAAGCAGAACCAGCUUUAGUUGCUGCCCAGGCAGCUUUAAAUACGCUUAACAAAAACAAUUUAACGGAACUGAAAUCAUUCGGUUCACCUCCAAAAGCUGUAGUCAAUGUAUGUGCGGCCGUUAUGGUGCUUUUGGCCGUCAAUGGGAAAAUACCUCACAAUCGUAGUUGGAAAGCGGCUAAAUUGAUGAUGGUACGAGUUGAUCAAUUUUUAAAUGAUUUGAUUAAUUACAACAAGGAAAACAUACAUCCAAAUAUAAUCGAUCUAUUGGAAAAAUACCUCGAGGAUCCAGAAUUUAAUCCGGAUAAGGUUGUACAAAAGUCUGUAGCUGCUGCGGGCCUUUGUGCAUGGGUUAUUAAUAUUUAUCGUUAUUAUCAAAUCUUUUUAUUUGUUGGGCCAAAACAACGGGCUCUGAAAGAUUCUCAAGAGGAAUUGAAAAAUGCCAGGGAACAUUUACAUUAUUUAAAAAGCAAAAUAAUUAGUUUAGAGCAUAAACUCGCUCAGAUACAAGCCGAAUUCGAAGAGGCUGUAAACGCUAAGCAAAAAUGCCAAGCAGACGCUGAUAAAACUACGAAUACCAUCGAUGUGGCACAUCGCCUAGUAAAUGGAUUGGUUAAUGAAAACAUACGCUGGAAACAAUCUGUGCAAAGUUUGAUUUCUAAAAUUGCAACAUUACCUGGAGACAUGCUAUUAAUAUGCUCCUUUUUGUCUUACGUUGGAUCUUUUACUAGACGAUAUCGUGAUGAACUGCAACAAAAACUUUGGAUACCGAAUUUUAAAAAGCUUCAGCCUGCAGUUCCUCACACAGACGCGGAAAAUUUUCUUAUGUUAUUUACCGACGAUGCGCAAAUUGCUAUUUGGAAUAACGAAGGUUUACCAAUGGAUCGUAUGUCAACCGAAAAUGCUACAAUUUUGGUGAAUUCUACUUGCUGGCCACUAAUAAUUGAUCCACAAUUGCAAGGCAUCAAGUGGAUUAAAAAUCGUUUUGGCGAAGCUUUAAUUGUUAUACGCCUGUCAGAGAGAAAUUUUUUAGAAAAACUCGAGAGUGCAAUUACCAAAGGUGAUACAGUCCUUAUGGAACAAAUUGAAGAAACUGUAGACACUGUCCUUGAUCCUCUUAUGAGUCGUUUCCUUAUCAAAAAAGGCCAUUAUAUACGUAUCGGCGAUAAGGAAUUAGAAUUCAAUCCGAAUUUUCGUUUAAUUUUGCAAACCAAGCUAGCGAAUCCUCAUUUUAAGCCCGAAAUGCAAGCGCAAACGACACUCAUCAAUUUUACUGUUACUCCAGAUGGCCUUGAAGAGCAACUUUUGGCAGAGGUUGUAAAAAUGGAACGACCCGAUUUGGAAAAAAUGAAAGCCAAGCUUACAAUUCAGCAAAAUAAAUUUAAAAUAUAUUUGAAAGAUUUAGAAGAUGAUUUAUUGGCGCGCCUUGCAUCAGCGAAAGAAAAUAUUUUGGAUGACAAUGAAUUGGUGCAAAAUCUCGAGGCGACUAAACGUACUACAGACGAUAUUGAAAUCAAAGUGAAUGAAACACGCGCUACUGCCAUGCAAAUUGAUGACGCACGCAAUAUGUACCGUCCGGCUGCAAAUAGGGCUUCCCUACUAUAUUUUAUUCUUUUUGAUUUGGGACGAAUUAAUCCGAUUUAUCGAUUUUCUCUCAAGUCCUACAUGCACGUCUUUAAGCAGGCGAUAAAACUGGCCGCACCAGAAAGUCGUCAAAAUAAGCGCGUAGCUCUGCUUGUCGAGUCGAUUACGCUGCGAACGUUCCAGUACACUAUUAGAGGACUAUUCGAAGUGGAUAAAUUGACCUUUACAACGCAUAUGACUCUUCGUCUAAUGGCCAAUUCAAAAUGUAUUUGCGCAGAGGAAAUCGAUUUCUUAUUACGAUAUCCCCACGAUCCCAAUACUUCGGCGCCUGUUGAUUUUAUCAAUUCAAAUUCAUGGGGCGGUAUAAAAUCAUUGUCACUUUUAGAGGAUUUCUAUGGCCUGGAUAAAGACAUCGAAACGUGCUCUAAACGAUGGCGCAAAUUCAUAACAAGCGAAGCUCCUGAACUGGAGCAACUACCGGGCGAAUGGAAACAUCGUACGCGUUUACAAAAACUUUGUAUAUUAAGGGCAGUGCGUCCGGAUCGUGUAAGCAAUGCUCUAAGAGAUUUUGUGGAGCAAACCAUGGGAAAAGAGUAUGGUACUAUCAAGUCGUACCAACUUGGAGAAAUUUUAAAGGAAAUUUCUGCAUAUAUUCCAGUGGUAUUUAUACUCUCACCAGGUGUUGAUCCAAUAAGAGACGUGGAAUCUAUUGGCUCCAAGCAGGGCUUCACUUCCGAAGCAGGAACGCUAAUAAAUAUAUCACUUGGACAAGGACAAGAAAUUGUAGCUGAACAAGCUAUUGGCACUGCCUUGAAAACAGGUCAACAAUGGGUAGUGCUGCAAAAUAUACAUCUUGUUAAGCAUUGGUUGCCUACUUUAGAUAAGUUGAUUGAAAAUAUUUCGUCGGAAAGGCUUCCUAAAGCGGAAUCAAACUUUAGAUUAUUUAUUAGUCUCGAACCAGCUCCAGAUCCCCAAUAUCAUAUUAUACCUCAAGGUAUUUUGGAGUCUUCUUUAAAAAUAGUGAACGAACCUCCAUCGGGAAUGGCUGCCAAUUUGCAUAAGGCUUGGGAUAAUUUUUCUUCCGAUACAUUAGAAACAUGUACUCAAGAGGCGGAAUUUAAAUCCAUAUUAUUCGCUCUUUGCUUCUUUCAUUCAGUUUGCAGUCAAAGAUAUAAAUUUGGUCCAUUAGGUUGGAAUAAGACAUAUCCAUUUAAUAUAGGCGAUCUCACAAUAUCAGCAUCCGUGCUGCGUAAUUAUCUCGAAAAGUGUAGUCAUAUACCGUGGGAAGACUUGCGAUACUUAUUCGGUGAGAUAAUGUAUGGCGGUCAUAUUACAGAUGAUUGGGAUCGUCGUUUAUGCCAAACAUAUUUAGAGGAAAUUUUACAACAGGACUUAAUUGACGGCGACUUUGAGCUGUGUCCAGGAUUCCCUUCUCCCCCGAAUUUAGAUUUUCAAGGAUAUCAUGAUUAUAUUUCUGAAGUUUUACCUGUUGAUUCACCUACACUGUACGGUCUACAUCCUAAUGCCGAAAUCGGUUUCCUAACAAACAUAUCUGAGCAGAUGCUAAAAACCAUAUUCGAAUUGCAACCAAGGCAAUCCGAUUUAAGUACGAACUAUGGAGCGCCCCGAGAAGAAUUAGUUAAAAUAAUGAUUGAUGAUUUUCUUGAUAAAUUGCGAGAUGAAUUUAAUCUACAAGCAUUACUGAAUCGGGUAGGAAGCAAAACCCCGUUUGUUGUCGUUGCUCUUCAAGAAUCGGAACGCAUGAACAUGUUAAUACAUGAAAUAAAACGUUCCUUGCGAGAGUUACUGUUAGGUUUAAAGGGUGAGCUUACUUUAACUGUAGAAAUGGAACGACUCGAUCAUGCCAUAUUUUACGAUCAAAUACCCGAGACUUGGAUGAAUUUAGCAUAUCCAAGCAUGUUAAAUCUGCAAAGUUGGUUCGCCGAUUUAUUGCACAGAAUCAAAGAGUUAUCCUUAUGGCUUAAUGACUUUAAAUUACCUUGUACGAUUUGGCUGGGGGGACUUUUCAGCCCACAGAGUUUCCUUACAGCCAUAAUGCAAGAAAGCGCAAGAAAGCGCGACUUACCGCUCGAUCGUAUGUGUUUACAUUGUGACGUAACCAAGAAGGAUAAAGAUUCGAUUACUUUGCCUCCCAUCGAAGGUGCAUUUGUUCAUGGACUUUUUUUGGAUGGUGCAAGUUGGGAUUGCCAGCUUAAUUCAAUCGUUCCUCUGCACCCGAAAGAACUGUUUUGUGCUUUACCAAUAAUUUACAUCAAAUCAGUAGUGCAAAGUAAACACGAUUUUCUACAUGUAUACGAAUGUCCUCUUUAUAAAACCAGAUUUCGUGAAAGUACCUAUGUGUGGACAUUUAAUUUAAAAACAUGUGACAGACCAGCAAAAUGGAUCUUAGGAGGAGUUGCGUUGUUAUUGCAACCAUAA
This is a messenger RNA of Glossina fuscipes, 10724 nucleotides long. RefSeq names its product dynein beta chain, ciliary. Gene Ontology annotation, molecular function: minus-end-directed microtubule motor activity; ATP binding; dynein light intermediate chain binding. The transcript is spliced from 22 exons. Bases 9 to 10724 code for a protein of 3571 amino acids. Gene Ontology annotation, biological process: microtubule-based movement. NCBI's taxonomy places the organism in Eukaryota, Metazoa, Arthropoda, Insecta, Diptera, Glossinidae. The record is from RefSeq and is a predicted model, not a curated record. Gene Ontology annotation, cellular component: dynein complex.